AUGGUCAAAAUCGCCAUCUGUGGUGCCGGCAUAGCAGGUCUGUCGACCUACCUCUUGUUGCAGAAGCACCUCAACGACCUAAGCUCGCAACCCUCAGCACAUGAAAUCACAAUCUACGAAGCAUACGAUGUCGGUAAGCCAGCACCAAAGGCAAGUGACGAAAACAGCUCAACGAACGAGUCUACUCCCAGUCCACAGUCAAUUGGCGGUGGCAUCGGCAUCUCCAAGAACGGGCUCAAUGUCCUGUCACGGAUGGAGCGCACAGAUGAUAAACCAGGCAGCAGCAGCAGCAGCAGCAGCACAGGCGUCAACUCCGGACUGAUCAAAGAAAUGACUCGCCGAGGCCAUCCGAUCGAGCGCUGGGAGAUCAGCACGGCGCGAGGCUGGACGAUCGUUGACGUGAACCUCGUUCCAAAGCACCUCCGAGACCCAAGUACUCAAAGCAAUGGCAAGAAGUCAUCCACCUCAGUCACAAAGGAAAAACCAUACAUGUACCACAGCGUGAUGAUAACGCGCAAAGCAUGCUGGGAGAUUCUGCGCGACCGGGUGAUCGAGCAGUGGCCCGAUGCGGUGGUGAAGAAACGAGUCUUGGAGAUCUCGAUCGGAGACUCUACGACUCCCAACGUGAUAAGAUUCGAGGACGGGACCGAAGAGACCGUAGACCUGGUCAUCGGUGCCGAUGGACUGAGGAGUGUCGUCAGGAAGGCAAUGUUUGAGAUCGACGACUCCAAGCUCCAGGCUAAGGAUGACGAUGGUGACUAUGGAGCGAAAUCGCAGCAUAGCUGGGCUCAGGCUGUCCUCCGAUGGUUCGGUCUCUCGCGUGCGCCAAUCAACACUGCCAAAUCCGCAAAACCGGACUAUAUAACUCCACAUUACGAAGGCCUCGUCGGCGUCGGCGGGCUCGUGCCGUCCUCCCUCCUAGAAUCCACCGGCCACAAGCCAGGCACAAUGUCCAUCGUCUUCGGACCAAAUGGAUUCUUCGGGUAUGGCUACUUGACCUCUGCUCCCGCCAUUGAGCGCAGCGAAACGGAAGAAAACGCACCCAAACUCAACCCAGCCCUCAUCCCAGCAACAAUCCCUCCCGGCCCGAUAGCAGGAUGGUGGUCGACCUUCUCCAGCUCCACCCCCUACCCGUACAACGACACAGGGAGCACCACCCCACCGUCGACCAACAAACCAGGAAUCUUCAACCGACCCUUAGCGAUGCGAUCUCUCCUCGCCCGGCACGCCCGAUGGAAGAACCCCACGAUCUCCGCAAUCACAGCAUACGUCGAGACAUGCAACACGACAACCCUGCGCGUCGACGCCAGCUGCAUGGGCCGGUGCGACUACCGGAUCGUCGCGCCGGCGUCCGCCCCACCAGCAGACGCAGUGCCCCCACCCACCGCCGCGCUGGACGGCAGCUACCCGACGUGGACGACGCCGGAGCUGCCCUUCUGGACGGUGCGCGGGCGCGUCGCGCUCGUCGGCGAUGCUGCACACGCGCUGCAGCCGUCGUCGGGCCAGGGCGCGUGCCAGGCACUCGAGGACGCAGAGGCUCUGGCCCUGUUGCUGCGGCAUCACCUUGAUCGCUGCGUUGCUGGUGCCGACGAGGUUGGUGCGCUGGCGAACGCGCUCGAGCAGUAUGAAGCGCUGCGUAUGCCCCGUGUCCAUGCCAUCUAUGAACGGAGUCAGAGGAUGAGUCGCAUGAAGAUGGAGAUGGGUGUGCUCAUGGAGUGGACCAUGUAUUUGAUGAUUUAUGUCAUGAGUAAGCAUUUUGAUUUUGUCGACCUGUUCUCCCUCCCUCCCUACCAGGAUUGUUGGCUGAUUUGGAUUUUCUUACUGUAG
Molecule: messenger RNA, 1827 nt
Organism: Exophiala bonariae
Lineage: Eukaryota; Fungi; Ascomycota; Eurotiomycetes; Chaetothyriales; Herpotrichiellaceae
Exons: 2
Coding region: 1-1827 (608 amino acids)
Molecular function (GO): FAD binding; monooxygenase activity
Source: RefSeq, a predicted model, not a curated record